Amborella trichopoda is the source of this 1431-nucleotide messenger RNA. RefSeq lists its product as uncharacterized. Gene Ontology annotation, cellular component: endoplasmic reticulum. The record is from RefSeq and is a predicted model, not a curated record. NCBI's taxonomy places the organism in Eukaryota, Viridiplantae, Streptophyta, Magnoliopsida, Amborellales, Amborellaceae.
AAGUAGGUGCCCGAAUCCGAAAAAGACAACACCCUUCCUUCGUUAAAGAAUCUGGUGGUAUCCCAACACAGUUCGUCUCCCUCUUCACCAGAGUCCUUCCUACUUCAUCCCCUCUCUAACCACUUCGCACAACACCCCCACUCUCUCUGAAGUCCUGCCAACCUUUCAACCUCUCUCUCUCUCUCUCUCUCUCUCUACUCCCUCCAACCUUUCAUCAUCUUCUUGCUCAUCUCUCGAUCCAGGUCUUAAAAAGCAAGCCCCCUGUAGCUUGGCUCCUUGCAUCUCUCUCUCUCUCUCAUGGCAUAUAAAACACUGAUCACCGUCUUCCUCAUUUCCGCAGUCCCACUGGCUAUUCUUCUCGCUCUAGAAAUCAAAUCCCCAUCGAACGCCACCUCUUACCCCUACCAAAGCCAGGGCUGGUUCAGGGAAUGCAGCAAAUGGGACGAUCACGACCGUCGAUUCAUAGUCUCCUUCAUGGAAGGCGGCAUCGGUCAGAUUUCCGUGCCGAAAAAUGAAGAAUCGCGGUCGCCGUUUCUCAAAGAGGAUCUUCUCGUCAAAGACGCCGACCUUGGAGGGAAUGGGACCCUUGGAUUAAGGAUCGACCGGCCCAGAAAUCGGCUCGUCGUGGCCGUUGCUGACGUCUGGGGGAACCGGUUUGGCGCGGUCGCCUCGUACGAUUUGUCCACGUGGCGGCGACUAUUCCUCACAGUUCUCGCGGGGCCAGAGGAUGGAGAAUCGUUGGCAGAUGAUGUUGCUGUAGAUGAGGAAGGAAAUGCCUAUGUGACGGAUGCCAAAGGAAAUAGGAUAUGGAAGGUUGGGCCAAAGGGUGAGCUGCUAUCCACCAUAAUGAGCAAAGCUUUUAGUGAGAGAAAAGAGUGGUAUUAUAACUUGGUGGGACUCAAUGGAAUAGCUUACCAUCCCAACGGCUACUUGCUGGUGCUCCACACUUCAAGUGGUGCUCUCUUUAAGGUUGACAUAGCAACUGAGGAAGUCACUAAGGUUGUUUUAGUGAGAGGUUCAUUGAUCACCGGCGAUGGUAUUGAGCUUCUCUCCCCAACUAAGUUGGCGGUGGCUGGGGCUGUGCCUUCUUGCCGAGUGGUCACGAGCUCGGAUGAUUGGGUGACGGCGGCUGUGGUUGAGAGAUAUAUGGGGCCCAUGCAUAGGUUUGCAUCUUCGGUGACUGUGAAGGAUGGCAAGGUUUAUGUGAAUCAUUUAUUCGGGUUGGGCCUUUGGCAAAGGAAGCAUUUGAUCACCGAGGCUGUGUUUUCACCCCUGUAAUUUCUAGGUCUAGAUUGUUUAGAAGAGAAAAGUGAUUUGGUCGGUAUUCAUGUUUUCUUGUUUAGUGUUACUGAACAUUUUAAUGGAAAAACUGGGCUUAUAAUUGGAAAAUAGAAAUUGAAAGCCUCAUGAUAGCUAUGUUUUAUGCUUGCA